AUGCAAAGUGCAGCUGAUCAUGCCAGUAAUUUCUUGAAUUCCAUUGGCCAAGAAUUGCAAGGCUCUUCUGAAGCUCCUUACACCGACGAAGGUUAUUAUAGAGAUGAAGGCAAUUUUCACAGAAGUGAAGGCUAUCGUAGUGAAAGUCGACGACGACAUAGCAGCAGAGAUCGAUACAGAGACCGCUCUCGUGAACGAGAAGGCAGACGACGACGCGAUAGGUCAAGAGACAACAGACGAGAGCGCUCACGCGAUCGUCGUCACAGAAGUAGGAACCGAGAUGAUAGGGACUACCGUCGAUCGCGUAACCACAGCCCUGGAGCGCGACGUAAUAGACGUAGCACGAGUUCUACAGGUCGUCGUGACGAACCUACAGUUCCACUUCACAAGAGAGAAAGAAAGCUUCAAAAUUGGGAUAUGGCUCCGCCGGGCAUGGAAGGCAUGACGGCAGAGCAGGUUAAGCAAACAGGAUUAUUCCCCCUACCCGGACAGGUUGUUGGUACUCGCACACCUCAGUCGUUUGCACCACCUAGUGAACAUGCUUUAAUGGCAGAUGGCUCGCGGGCACGCCGUUUGUAUGUGGGUCAGAUACCUUUUGAGAUUGAUGAGAAGGCUAUGGCGGACUUUUUCAACAGCACGAUGCAGCAGCUAGCAAGCACCGAAGGCGACGCAGUAGUUUCAGUUCAGAUCAAUCACGACAAGAACUAUGCGUUUGUUGAGUUCGAAACCCCAGAACAAGCUACGCAAGCAAUGGCUUUUGAUGGUAUUAACUUCCAAACACAGACUUUGAAGAUUCGUCGACCAAAGGAUUAUCAACCACCUACAGACGGCAACUAUCAAGAUAACACCCCAUCUACAACGAGCGCUGUCCCUGACACACCCAACAAAAUCUUUAUUGGAGGUUUGCCCAUUUAUCUUAAUGAAGACCAGGUCGUCGAAUUGCUCAAGUCGUUUGGUGAAUUGCGUGCUUUCAACCUUGUCAAAGAUCCACAUACGAUGCAAUCCAAGGGCUUCGCUUUUUGUGAAUAUGCUGAUCCAAGUGUCACGGAUUUGGCAUGUCAAGGUUUAAAUAAUAUGGAAUUAGGCGAUAAGAGACUUGUUGUGCAGCGCGCAAGCGUUGGUGCAAAACAGGGAGGAUCUGAUGGACCUUCAUCUGGAGGAAAUAGAGAUGGCGGAAGAGACGGAGGGAUGCCAUUAUCUUUUGUGCCUUCAGGAGUCAAGGACGAUGAAGCCACUCGAGUUUUGCAGCUCAUGAAUAUGGUAACACCUGAAGAACUCGAAGACGAUGAAGAAUUUCAAGAUAUUUGGGAAGAUAUUGCAGAAGAAUGUUCAAAGUUCGGCGUUGUGUUGGAUAUGAAGAUUCCUCGACCUCAGAGUGGACAGAAUGUUGUAGGACUUGGCAAGAUCUUUGUUCGAUUUGAAAAUCAAGAUCAAGCUUUGAGCGCUUUGAGAGCUCUUGCAGGUCGCAAAUUCGCUGACCGAACGGUAGUUUCAUCAUUUGUUGACGAGGACAACUACCUUGCUGAUGCUUUCUAG
This is a messenger RNA of Zychaea mexicana, 1536 nucleotides long. RefSeq lists its product as uncharacterized. Gene Ontology annotation, biological process: mRNA processing. The record is from RefSeq and is a predicted model, not a curated record. Gene Ontology annotation, cellular component: nucleus; nuclear speck; U2-type prespliceosome. NCBI's taxonomy places the organism in Eukaryota, Fungi, Mucoromycota, Mucoromycetes, Mucorales, Lichtheimiaceae. The coding region runs from base 1 to 1536 and encodes 511 amino acids. Gene Ontology annotation, molecular function: pre-mRNA 3'-splice site binding; poly-pyrimidine tract binding. The transcript is spliced from 9 exons.